Messenger RNA from Daucus carota subsp. sativus, 1110 nucleotides. Its product is annotated as 5'-methylthioadenosine nucleosidase. Gene Ontology annotation, biological process: nucleoside metabolic process. The record is from RefSeq and is a predicted model, not a curated record. Gene Ontology annotation, molecular function: methylthioadenosine nucleosidase activity. NCBI's taxonomy places the organism in Eukaryota, Viridiplantae, Streptophyta, Magnoliopsida, Apiales, Apiaceae. The transcript has 8 exons. The coding region runs from base 94 to 720 and encodes 208 amino acids.
UAUUUUUGUCAUAAUCACGGGCAUUUUAUUAUUGUAGUAGAUGGGAUUGUGCAACUGCAAUUUAGAUGCAUAACUCAUUGUGACAAAACUGUCAUGACUCCGCCGGCAGAGUCAUUGCCCACUUCGAAACGUCCGAUUUCCACCAUUGCCAUUAUUAUGGCUAUGCAGACUGAAGCUCUACCUUUAAUCGAUAAAUUUCAUCUCUCUUUGGCUCUAGAUUCUCUAUUUCCGAAUGGGGUUCCUUGGGUGCGAUAUCAUGGUACUUACAAUGAUCUGUACAUCAAUAUUGUACUGCCAGGGAAGGACGUAGUUCUUGGGGUUGACAAUGUAGGCACAGUUUGUGCAUCGCUCAUCACGUAUGCUUCCAUUCAGGCAUUACAGCCAGAUCUUAUUAUCAAUGCCGGAACCGCAGGUGGCUUUAAGGCGAAAGGAGCUUGCAUUGGAGACGUGUUCCUUGUGUCAGAAGUAGCUUUUCAUGAUAGGAGGAUACCUAUCCCUCUCUUUGAUCUUUAUGGAGUCGGUCAGCGACAGGCUUUUUCGACACCUAAUAUGUCAAAGGACAUCAAGCUAAAGGUAUAUGUUGUUUGUUACAGGCCGGCAAAUUGUCUACUGGAGACUCUAUGGAUAUGUGCCCAAUGGAUGAAUCAUCUAUUAUUGCAAAUGACGCCACACUUAAGGACAUGGAGGGAGCAGCAGUUGCAUAUGUGGCGGAUCUGCUGAAAAUCCCUGCAAUAUUUAUGAAAGCUGUCACUGACAUCGUUGAUGGUGACAAACCAACUUCAGAAGAAUACUUGGAGAAUUUGUCUGCUGUGACCGCUGGCCUUGGUGAAGCAGUUUCCCAAGUUGUUUAUUACCUCGAUGGAAAAUGCAUUGCGGAAUUAUAAUCACUUCUUACAACUUAUUUCUGUUUGCACUGGUCAUUGAUGAAGAACAUUUGCAAUCCAAUUCACUAUGCAAUUCUUAUCUAGUAGUAUAGAUUAUUUAUAUGUACACAAUUUAAUAGAGUAGCUUGUAUCCUGAAGUAGAAAAUUAUUGAUCUUUACUUGGUCAGGAACUGGACUGCACUAAUGAUGCCUGAAUCCAAACUGGGCGGGACAGUUUUUUCAUUAA